AUGCAUUGUAAAAUACAUUAUUAUAUUACUUUAUCUUUAAUGUAUAACCUUAUAUUUAUGUUUUGUUUGAUAGCAUUAACUGAAAGUCAAAAAGUACAUAAUGCAUCUCGAACUGACUUGAUGAAGUGUAAAUUAACGCAAUUGGGAAUGGAAUACAGAGGAGCCAUAGCUAAAACAGCUGGUGAUAUUCGAUGUCAAUACUGGUACACAGAUGAACCAAUUCACGAGGUUAGUAAAGAUAUAACUGACAAUGAUUUUCCUGAGAAAUCGAUGAAAAUUGCAAAAAAUUACUGCAGAAAUCCAACAAGAGAUAGCCGAGGUCCUUGGUGCUAUACCUUAGAACCAUCACUCAUAGAUGAUGAGUGUGAUAUACCUCUUUUACAUAAUGCAUCUCGAACUGACUUGAUGAAGUGUAAAUUAACGCAAUUGGGAAUGGAAUACAGAGGAGCCAUAGCUAAAACAGCUGGUGAUAUUCGAUGUCAAUACUGGUACACAGAUGAACCAAUUCACGAGGUUAGUAAAGAUAUAACUGACAAUGAUUUUCCUGAGAAAUCGAUGAAAAUUGCAAAAAAUUACUGCAGAAAUCCAACAAGAGAUAGCCGAGGUCCUUGGUGCUAUACCUUAGAACCAUCACUCAUAGAUGAUGAGUGUGAUAUACCUCUUUGUAAUUUUGGAGAGUGUAAGCUAUCUGGACCAGGGUCUGAAUAUGGAGGGAGUAAAGAAAUGACUACAUCAAGAAGUAAAUGCAAAUCGUGGCAUAAACGACAUCAGCUUGAAGGAUUAAAAAGUGAAAAAUACGAUGACAAAAACUUUCCUGACAGAUCACGAAGGAAGGCAGGAAACUUCUGCAGAAAUCCUUCGGGUGACGUUGGAGGACCAUGGUGUUAUGUUGAAGAAGAAAACCUCGAAUAUGUUCAAAAACAAUAUUGUGAUAUUCCAUUUUGCGAUGACAGAGGUUGCCUAUCAUUCACGAAAAACUCAUCUAGCUAUACUAUACUUACGAAAUUAUACCCAUCGAGUGGUAACAUUUCGUUUUGGAUGAAAUUGUGGAAUCCUGAUGAUGAAAAAAUGGGUGAGGUUAGGAUUUUACUUAGCCUUUUAUCGGUUCCUGUUUCCGCUAAGGUUAUGGCUGAAGAAUGGACUGCAGGAGUUGAAUUGUUGCUUGCAAAUUCUGGCAGUCGUCAAACGUUCCCAACAAUCGAUGAAGAAGAAAGCUUUGAAAAUACUCCUGAAAUUUUAGUCGGCGCAAAGUGGACAGGAAUAUGGAUAACAUGGGGUGGCGGUUUUAUUUCCCUCGGUGUCGAGGGAUCAUUCAAGCCUUUAGUUAUGCAGGAGUAUAAGAAGAAACUUGGGAUUACGAGUCUGUAUCCAGAAAGCUUUCUGUAUUAUGGACUUCGAGGAACGAACGUUUUGUGGAGUGGCACGUUAUGCGAAACUCACUGCGAGAUGCAUACGACAUUUGGAACCGAUUUCUCGAAAGUUUGGACUAUGCAGAGAAGCAACGAUACAAUAGAUAUUCGAGUUUUCGUUCGUGCGAGCCAAAAUAUUCAUAUACGUUUAUAUCAAACACCCUCAAGGGAAUAUCCUUCUGUAACGGUAACGAUAAACAAGGUGAUUACGACUCUUACGUAUCAAGAAUCCGAGGAAUCGUCUAAACAUUACUUAAAGGAGGUUCCAACCACAAAUCUGCUGGAUUUUUGGUCAUGGAGAGAGUUCAGCAUCAGCAUUUUUGGUGGACACUUUCGUCUAUUUUCACACAAACAUAGAGGCGCAAUCGAAUUAUUGUACAGGAAUGAGAACUUCUUUUCUACUCUGAGAUGGUUCAGUAUUGGAAGCGAAAAUACCAUAGCACAGUGGACGCUAUUUUGUUCGCCAGAAGAAUCAGAUGCUAUAGAGGAUCCUUGGCCACCAAAUUGUAUCUCUGAUAUAAGGGAUUUUCAAUAUAAAGGUACACAAUGGACAAGCAUUGACGAAAUACCAUGUGUUCCAUGGAUAUCAGCAAAAAUCCCAGCACAAGAGAAAAUUGACCAAAAAUUCAUUGAUGGAUCUGCUUUGAAAGCAAUGAAUAAAUGUAGAAAUCCUACUUAUGAUUCCAAUGGUGCCUAUUGUUAUGCCUAUACCCCAUGGAAAGAUGUAACUAUUUCGAAACGAUAUUGUUCGAUUCGAAAUUGUAGAUCGUCAGAUUGUCGAAUGGCCGGAACCGCAAAUGAUUACAUGGGAACACUUUCAAAGACUCGCUCAGGACGUAUUUGUAGGAAAUGGCCAAUUGGACUCGAAUCAGCAGUGACAUCUAUGCCCAUAAUGUCUAGGUCACUCAAAACGUCAACCGUAGCAGCUCCCCGUGUCGGUUCUACAGUCUUCCAGGAAUACUUCAAUGACACCCUUUACCCAGAGGGAAGUGCUAAGAACGCUAGUAAUUAUUGCAGAAAUCCUUCACGCAAUAUCGCUGGCGCUUGGUGUUACACAACAGACCCUUCAGUACCUAUGGAUCUUUGCAAUGUCAGAGAUUGUGAAAAACCAGACGAAUAUACUUUUCUAGUUAAAGGAGAUGGUGUGGGUAGACGUAUAUAUGUUUUACCUGAAUACCGUUCGGAAGGUUUACAUUUUUCCCUGAAAGCCUGGGAGCCGGAUAAUCCGGAUUCCGUCACGUUUGUCUUUCUAGCUGACGAUGGAUUAAAAUCGCGUUAUAUUCUUAAAAUAGGAUCCAUCAGUAACGAGAACGUUCUCCUUCUUUAUCAGUCAGAAACUGCAGCUGUCUCUCUCGUGAAAAAAAAAGUUUUACCGCACUUACUUUACGUGGGAAAAUGGAGUAGCUUCAUAAUUCGAAUACCUCGUGGACAAUUCUUGCUUUAUUACGAAGAUGAUCCUAAACCGUUGUUCGAAUGGACCCAUCCUGACCCUCCUAAUGCUUUCCUGCCCAUGUAUUACUAUUAUGGCACUGAACUGGGAAAGGCUGUUGGCUUUGCUUUUGAUCAUGACUCGAAUUGUCACAUAGAAAACACGAGAACUGAUCGAUACACUAGAAUUCUGUCGUUAUCAACGUGGAUUGACAAAGUAGUGGUACUUCCUGAAAAAGUGACUUUGCAGCUCCGAGGAAAAGGUGGAAUUCUUUUACCAUUGUAUUUGACACCUGCAAAUCCAGGAUAUUUUAUGCUUAAACUUAAUGAUCCGGAUCGUUGGAUAAUGUUCACAAGAAAUACAUAUCCUUCUGUGACAGUCUUCCAUAAACAAAAAGCACAAGUGCCUUUAUUUACAACAAAUUCGUGGACCAACAUCACAAUAAGGUGGUCUGGAAACAUCAUGAACAUCUACUCUAAUGCAACGAACGUGUUUCAUUAUCAACAUAUUAGUCCUCUUGUAUUCUAUUUCUUUUCUGUCGGCGUUGAUUCCGGCAAUUGGAUUACCUGGUCUGUGAAUUGUAUACCUACAGUCGAUGGGGGCUGGUCGGAAUGGGGACCAUGGGCAUGUAGCGCAAGUUGCAAUGGCGGUACCGGAACUCGAAAGCGUCGUUGUGAGUCUCCAAAACCUAACAUCAGAGGAGAACCAUGCGUGGGACCCAGUACGAUGACUGGACGAUGUAAUGAAAUUCUUUGCGGUGAUAUAACAGAAGAUACAGUAAAUUUAAUAAAUCGAAGGAUUCGAAUGAACUAUACAGCUUUUACUGUAAAGGAACAUAAUUCUAUCACAAUUAAAUCAGAUUCGGAUAUUGUUAAACUAAUUACCACGGAAUCACCUCGUUCCGAAUUACAAUGGUCCUUAAAUGGCGUCUUUAUAGAAGUAGAACCUGAGAGAUUAGAGCUGAAAGAUUAUAACAUCGAGAUAAUUAAAGCUGUCCUAAAUGAUUCUGGUGUCUAUGCAAUGACAUUGCGUCGAAUCGAUGGAACAUAUUCGAUCAUCAAAGUAAUUAGUUUAGCGGUGAUUCCAGCGAGGGAAAAUAUACAAAUAAGAGAGACACUGAGUACAACCAUACAAUGUCACUGUGCAAUUUUAGGACACAUUUAUUCAGAACUUCAGGUGUCCUGGCUACUACAUAACAAAAUAUGGAAAGAUUAUGGUCUUACGCUUCCCGUUGCUGCUGACAUCGAAUACAUUACAAAAAUUAAUAAAACACACAAUGGAAUGUGGCAAUGCAUUGUCAAACAAAACGAUUUGGGUUUUAAGUGGAUAACAAAUAUGAUUUAUUUUAAAGUUUUGGGACCACCAAAUUGGCGUACACACUUGAUGGAAGAUCAGGCAACGCGUUUCUUUUUUGGUUGGCUGCCAAAUGAAGAUUACGUUGGUAUCGUCGUAAUAGUCCUUUUUCUGGUUAUAGUUGCAGCUAUAAUUGGAGGAUCAUAUUAUUACAUAAGAUUUCGAGAAACCAUGAAAGGCGUACUUGAUCUAAGGAACGUACCUAGAAGUCCAAGAGGCUCCGAAUAUGAGCCAUUGACGGAUGAAGUGACAACUGAAGAUCCAGGAACCACCGAAGAUCAAGCCACCAGUGAAGACCAAGGGACUACAGAAGAUCAAGAAAGCACACCAGAGCUGCAGUCACGAAAGAUAGGAAACUUCGCCAACGAACUGUCACAUGGCAUCGCAUCUGAUCCGGAAGAAAAAACAUUACAUUCGCAUCAAUCGUUACAACAUCGAUCAGUGGCAGAGCAAUCCCUCAAAAACACGAAACCUGCCAAAUUCAUCGAGCUUCCGAGAGCAUGGAACGCGCGAGAAAACCUAAAUUGA
Eufriesea mexicana is the source of this 4719-nucleotide messenger RNA. RefSeq lists its product as uncharacterized. The record is from RefSeq and is a predicted model, not a curated record. Bases 1 to 4719 code for a protein of 1572 amino acids. The transcript is spliced from 27 exons. NCBI's taxonomy places the organism in Eukaryota, Metazoa, Arthropoda, Insecta, Hymenoptera, Apidae.